UAAAUUAAACUAAUAACUAGAUGAUGUCAGUAGCUAAGAAAAAUAGUUAGGUAACAACUAACUAUAUAUAUGUACAUAUUUAGCUAAACCUAGCUAAAUUACAAAGACAAUUGAAGAUGACUACACCAACCCAAAUGUCUGAGGAAUUAGAAGCCAAUUACCUUUUUGCGAUGAAAUUAGCUAGUGCUACAGUACUGCCUAUGGUUCUCAAAACCGCGUUGGAGCUAGGCCUCUUGGAGAUCAUAGUUAUGGCGGGUCCUGGCGCGUUCCUUUCACCUUCCAACAUUGUAGCACAACUUCCGACAAAGAACCCUAACGCCCCGGUGAUGUUGGACCGGAUGCUGAGAUUACUGGCGAGCUACAACGUGCUCACUUACUCGAUUCGUGAUGGGGAAAGGCUCUAUGGAAUGACUCCACUUAGCAAAUUCUUAACCAAGAAUGAAGGUGGAUUGUCCAUUGCUCCUUUGUGUCACAUGGAUCAAGAUAAGGUUAUUAUAGACUGUUGGUACCACAUGAAAGAUGCAGUACUUGAUGGAGGAAUACCUUUCAACAAAGCACAUGGAAUGCCAAUAUUUGAAUACACUCAAAGAGAUCAAAGGUUGAAUAAGAUUGUCAACAGAGCAAUGUCUACCCUCUCCACCAUUAUCAUGAAAAAUAUCCUCGAAACUUACAAUGGUUUCAAGGGUCUUAACUCGAUUGUCGAUGUUGGUGGUGGUACUGGAGCUACUCUUAGCAUGAUUAUUGCUAAGUACCCUUCUAUUAAAGGCAUUAACUUCGAUUUGCAUCAUGUCAUCCAACAUGCACCUCCAUUGCCUGGUGUAGAGCAUGUUAGCGGAGACAUGUUUGUAAGUGUACCAAAAGGAGAUGCAAUUUUCAUGAAGCGGAUUUGCCAUGAUUGGAGUGAUGAAGAGUGCUUGAAAUUGUUAAAGAAUUGCUAUGAUGCAUUGGAUGAUGAUGGAAAAGUGAUUGUAGAAGAGUUGAUUGUUCCUGCUGCACCAGAUUCCAGCCCCUCCACUAAGAAUAGUUUCCAUUAUGAUAUCCUCAUGAUGGUUAAUCUCAAUGGCAAAGAGAGAACACAAAAGGAGUAUGAACAAUUGGCCAUGGAAGCUGGCUUUAAAGCCUUCAAAAUCCAUUGCAUUGCUUUCAAUUCCUAUAUCAUGGAGUUUCUCAAGACCACUAACUAAUAAUAAUAAUAUUCAUCUUUUAUAUAUAAAUAUUUAUUGCUUUAAAAUAAAUAAACAAAAAUAAAUGCAAUAAUAAUAAGAUAUUUUCUUUUUUUAUUAUUAUUAUUAGUAGUAGUACUAUUGCCAUUAAUAUUGCCACUUGUGUUGAUGUUGUGAAUAAAAAAAAAAAAGUUUUUAUGCUAUCAAAAUAAAAA
Cannabis sativa is the source of this 1378-nucleotide messenger RNA. RefSeq names its product caffeic acid 3-O-methyltransferase. The transcript is spliced from 4 exons. The record is from RefSeq and is a predicted model, not a curated record. Lineage: Eukaryota; Viridiplantae; Streptophyta; Magnoliopsida; Rosales; Cannabaceae. Gene Ontology annotation, biological process: methylation. Bases 117 to 1184 code for a protein of 355 amino acids. Gene Ontology annotation, molecular function: protein dimerization activity; O-methyltransferase activity; S-adenosylmethionine-dependent methyltransferase activity.